CGCGUUUGUUUUCUAGAGAAAACGUCAGCAAGAUGGCGGAGUAUGCGUCUGUUCAGAAAGGAUCACUAAAACUCAAAGGAAUUGGAGAGAUUUCAGCGAGUAAAAAGAAGAAGAAGAAGGGCAAGGAGUUAAAGCAUUUGGAAAAGCAGGUCCUCACGACUUCAGCAGAUGAGGAAACGACCAAGAAGGCUUAUAUUGAUAAAAGAACACCAGCUCAAAUCGCCUUCGACAAAAUCCAGGAGAAGAGACAAAUGGAACGAAUCUUGAACAAAGCCUCCAAGACACACAAACGAAGAGUUGAGGAGUUCAACAGACACCUGGACACACUGACAGAGCAUUAUGAUAUUCCUAAAGUCAGCUGGACCAAAUAACACACAACUCCUGUGGGUCGUCAGCAGGAUGAUGACAUUCUCAGCUGUUGAGGAUUUGACGUUUUCUACAAUUGACCUACCAUUUAAAAUCAACGGAUAUUUAAGGCUCUGCAGACCUAGAAAGUCUACAGGUGCUGGAUAAUUGUGUAGAUUUCCUGUCUUCUGUGUUUACACCGUCAUCUGGAGUUGUGCCUUUUUUUUUUUUUUGGCAAGAGAUACAUUAUAUUAUUUCCUUAUGUACUUUUUUUAAAUGUAGGUUUCAUUCUGAAAUUUCAAAUUGAAUUGAUUGCUGUAAAAUCCAGUACUUCUAUAUAACCACUGGUUUUAAUUCAGUGUUAUAACUGGUGAUAUUUUGUGACCAAUAUUAUUGCUAAUUUCUUCAGGCGCACACUUAAUAUAAAGUGACCAUUGUUUGUUUGAUUCUGCUUCUCUCUAAUGUGCAUAAAUCUAGAAAUUGUAACUAAUGAAGGCCACCUGUUCUCUCUCUCUCACUCACACACACACACACACACACACACCCCCAUCAGUUACGGUAUAUUUGUUAAUUUAGAUAUGAUUAAACAUCUGCAUUGCUGUUCAGAAUAAGGUUCAACUAUUUUGACUGGAAAUUAAACUUCACUUUUCCUGUAGAAGUACAAAUUGGUAGAUGUUUUAUGUCUAAUAUUUGUUAGAUCAUAACUACCAGUCUAAUGUAGUACUCAAACACCAACUGUACAUUAACAGUUUAAUACAAAACUCAUAGAACAUC
Messenger RNA from Neoarius graeffei (lesser salmon catfish), 1119 nucleotides. RefSeq names its product family with sequence similarity 32 member A (gene fam32a). The transcript is spliced from 4 exons. Gene Ontology annotation, cellular component: nucleolus. Lineage: Eukaryota; Metazoa; Chordata; Actinopteri; Siluriformes; Ariidae. Bases 33 to 371 code for a protein of 112 amino acids. The record is from RefSeq and is a predicted model, not a curated record.